Symphalangus syndactylus (siamang) is the source of this 5276-nucleotide messenger RNA. RefSeq names its product BTB domain containing 10 (gene BTBD10). Gene Ontology annotation, cellular component: cytoplasm. Gene Ontology annotation, biological process: positive regulation of phosphorylation. The record is from RefSeq and is a predicted model, not a curated record. Lineage: Eukaryota; Metazoa; Chordata; Mammalia; Primates; Hylobatidae. Gene Ontology annotation, molecular function: protein binding.
GAAUUGGUUAUUUUUUAAUGCAAAGACUAUGAAGUCCUUUAAAUGAGUUAUUUUAGCCUCAUUCAUGGAAAAUCUGCCCAAGGAAGAACUUUUAGAGACCUCCUGUCCCAUAUGCUUAGGAACAUAUAACUUAAGACAAUUGAAAAGUAUGAUUUGACUUUUUAAAAGUGUUACUUUUUGAAUUGAUAGUAAAUUAAUUGGCUGAGAGGUUUUAAAAAGUAAUAGCAAGUAUUAAUGAGAACUUGCCUUCAGUUCAGGAGAGAUUCAAAAGUGCACUGUUAUGGAAUAGUUUAGUAUCCACGCAUGGAACUAUUAGAGGACAAUAAGGCACUUAAACUAUGGUAAUGAGUUAUAAAAUAAGAGUUCAGAGAAAGAAUCAUUAUCAGCUUGAGUAGGUGAAAAUAAAACUUGAGCUAAUCCUGGAUGAUUAGAGUAUUAGGUAGAUGGAGGACAUUUCUGGCAUGGAUCUUCAGAUUACCUUGACUGGAUCUGAAGGUGGAGCUCUGUGGAUAGUAUUAUUGUUCCCAUUUGGCAAAUGAAAAAAAACGAAGUGAGUAAACUUGCCCAGGACCAUCCAACUUGUAAAUAGCAGAGCUGGGAUUUAUAAACAAGUUUCUCAUUGUUCUCUUUUUCAAAUUUUAAAUAAUUUAUUAUGGUAUAUUUUAAAUACAUGCAAAAUAGAACAGAUAUAAUGAACCCCUGGUAUUCAUCACCCAGCUUCAAGUUACCAACUCAUGGCUGAUUUUGUUCCAUCAUGCCUCUCCUACUCUCAUUCCUUUUUUGAAUAUUGUGUAUUUUAUUAGGUAUGUUUGAGUAAAAGAAAACAAGACUAAACACUGGCUGACGUUAGGGGCUUAUUUUUCUUUUAUAUAAGAAAUCCAGAGAUAGGCAAUGGCAGAUGGAUGUUCAGUGGCUUAAGGAUGUUAGGGUCAAAAAUCUCUUAUUUUCUUGGCUUUCCUCUCAUUAUCACAAGGUAGAUAUUGUAGUUCCAGAUAUCAUUUUCACUUUCUAGACAAGAAGGAAAAAGGGUACAAUGGAAAAGGGCUUCAUUUAUAUCAAGAAAUUAAAUUUCUCAGAAAUUUCCAGCAGAUAUCUGCUUAUAAACCAGUCAUUGGCUAGAAUCAUGUCAUAUGGCCAUCUCUGGAUCAGGGAGACUGAGAAAUAUGGUUUUUAAAUUGGGCACAUUGUCACUUUGAACAGUUGGGGAUUUAAAUCUAUAAACGUAAGGAAAUAAGCAUACUUUAUUGUUUAGUUUUUCUAGAUAAUCUAAAUUUUGUCUUGUUGAAAUUUGUGUUUUGUUUUGUUCUAUUUGUGUUUUGGAAUAGCCUGACUUUUUCUAGUCUUGUACUUUUGAUUUUUUUCCCCCACUUUUUCUUGCUGGCUAGGAUAAAAAUAAAUUUUUUGAUUUAUAAAAGUAACAGCAACAGUUACUAUCUAAUGUGUAUUUACCAUUAAGGUUUGAGAGUUUGAGAGCAUUGCCUUAUGGUUGCUGUUCCAUCUAAACAACUUUAGGUACUUUAAAAAAUCAUUUAAUUAUUAUAUUUUAUUUCUGAUCAUUUUCCUUCUUUUUUCAAAAGAUUAAAAAAUUUUAAAAAUUGGCACAUAAUUGUGUAUAUUUAUGGGGUACAUAGUGAUAUGAUAUGUGUAUCAUACAGUGAUCAUAUCAGAGUAAGUAGCAUGUCCAUCAUCUCAAAUAUUUAUCUUUUUUUGUGUGUUGGGAAUAUUCAGUAAAAGGUGCUUUCUUUUUUAAACUUUCUUUUGAAUGUAGAUAUAUAUCUCUUUUAAAAAUUUGUUUACAGUUAGAGAAACUAGUCUGAACAUGGAUGGACGUUUAGGGUGACUAUGAUCUCUCAGCAGGUCUGUAUGAUUGAAUUUGUUUAAAAUUUACUGAAUUGGUUUAAAAUUAGUUUAAAAUUAUUGAAUUUGUUUAUAAGUUGCUCAACUUGUUUCUGGGUGAGUAGUUGUAUAGUUAUAUGUAGAGUUGCAUAGUUAUAUACUUGUAUGAUAUCUAUAUAGAACAGUAUGGUAGCCUGCUGAAGAUGUUAAAGAUCAUUUCAGUUGAAAUGUAUUUGGCCUGAAUUUGUGACAACUUCUUUUUAAAUUAUGAAUUAGAGGAGCUUUUGCUACUUAAAAAAGAAAAAGAAAAGCACUUUUUCUGUAUAAGAAGGUUAAAAUGUCUAGAUAGAUGAUACACUAAAAGCACUUAAAUAUUUGAAUUGGGUGGAAUAUGACCAUAUAAAACUCAGGUCUGCAGUCCACUCAGGUUACUGAAGAUAAAUGCAUCGUACAUUCAGUGUAGACUAUGCCGCAAGGUUUCAUUCCCACAUGGAAGUACGCAUGCUCGUUUCUCCUGAGACUGCAUAAAGUCUGAACGUUCCAGUUUCUCUUUUAAGUCACUUCAUAGCCCUAGCAGCAGUUUAGAAAUGCAAAAGUUUGGUUGCUUUAAAGGAUAGUUCUUGAGUGGGUUCUUAAUUAAGUACAAUAAUAUUUUCUCUUUGAUUUUAAAGAGCUUUACUGCCCAGAAUGGAUACACAAUAAAAUAUUGAAAGGAAAAAGAAAGUUAGCUGUAUCCUAGUUUUCUAAACCCUGGCAAGCUGGCAGAGCUAGAAUUAGCUUUACAGAUGGCAUUUGGCAACAUAUCUACAUAUCUCUAAGCCCUCAACUCUUGCGUUUUGUUAUGCCUGUCUAUCAAUUACAAUAUCCAAUCACUGCCCAGAGAUGGAGAAAUGGGACGAUCACAGCUCACACGAUGCUGUUUUGUUAGAAACGUCAGUGCUGCACAACCCACGGCUGAGUCAGUGUCUGUGAGAAAAUAAACUGAAUUAAUAUGUAGAGGGGGUUGUAUCUCUGAACAUUUAAAGCCUAAAUAUUGCAACAGCAUUAUUACACAGUAGAGGGAGGAAGCUAAAGGAAGUCUAUGGACAGGUGAGGUAGGGGGAGACUGGGGAAUUUUCUGAUUGUUCAGAGGAAUCUUGAAGAUGAUGGAAAUAUCAGAUGUGCUAAAGUUUCCUAGUAAUGCCCAAGGAUGCUGACCUGGCUUUCAGUGCUUCAUUGUUUGAAAGAGCAGAGUCCCUUUAUACUCUGAUUUCAAAAUUUUUUUCUUGUUUUUGUGUGUCUACCUUGGCAUAUACUAAAGGAAGUACUUCCUCGCGUAUUGCUAAAGGAGGAGUUGACCACACCAAAAUGAGUCUACAUGGUGCUAGCGGGGGACAUGAGAGAUCAAGAGAUAGACGAAGGUCAAGUGACAGAUCACGAGAUUCAUCUCAUGAAAGAACAGAGUCUCAACUCACUCCUUGUAUUAGAAAUGUGACUUCUCCAACACGACAGCACCAUGUUGAACGAGAAAAAGAUCACAGUUCCUCUCGUCCAAGCAGUCCGCGUCCUCAAAAAGCAUCCCCAAAUGGUUCCAUUAGCAGUGCUGGGAACAGCAGCAGAAACAGUAGUCAGUCAAGUUCAGAUGGUAGCUGUAAGACAUCUGGGGAGAUGGUGUUUGUAUAUGAAAAUGCAAAAGAAGGAGCUCGGAAUAUAAGAACGUCAGAACGAGUGACACUAAUAGUGGAUAACACUAGAUUCGUUGUAGACCCAUCCAUUUUUACUGCACAGCCAAAUACAAUGUUGGGCAGGAUGUUUGGAUCUGGCCGAGAACAUAACUUUACACGACCCAAUGAGAAAGGAGAGUAUGAGGUGGCAGAGGGAAUUGGUUCCACUGUGUUUCGAGCUAUUCUGGAUUACUAUAAAACAGGAAUAAUCCGUUGUCCUGAUGGCAUAUCUAUUCCUGAACUGAGAGAAGCAUGUGACUAUCUUUGUAUCUCUUUUGAAUAUAGCACUAUUAAAUGUAGAGAUCUCAGUGCCCUAAUGCAUGAGUUAUCAAAUGAUGGUGCUCGUAGACAAUUUGAAUUUUAUCUAGAAGAAAUGAUCCUCCCUCUCAUGGUAGCUAGUGCCCAGAGUGGGGAACGGGAAUGUCAUAUAGUGGUGCUUACAGAUGAUGAUGUGGUUGAUUGGGAUGAAGAAUAUCCACCACAAAUGGGAGAAGAAUAUUCACAAAUUAUUUAUAGCACAAAAUUAUAUAGAUUUUUCAAGUAUAUUGAAAACAGAGAUGUGGCCAAGUCAGUUUUGAAGGAGAGGGGUCUUAAGAAGAUUAGAUUGGGAAUAGAAGGUUAUCCUACCUACAAAGAAAAAGUAAAGAAAAGGCCUGGAGGCCGCCCAGAAGUGAUCUACAACUAUGUCCAAAGACCCUUUAUUCGAAUGUCCUGGGAGAAGGAAGAAGGAAAGAGUCGGCAUGUAGACUUUCAGUGUGUAAAGAGUAAAUCUAUCACCAAUCUUGCAGCAGCUGCGGCAGACAUUCCUCAGGACCAGCUGGUAGUCAUGCACCCAACUCCACAAGUGGAUGAGCUGGAUAUUCUCCCUAUCCAUCCCCCUUCUGGCAACAGUGACCUCGAUCCUGAUGCACAGAAUCCAAUGCUGUGAUGCUGAUUUUCCUUGAAACCAUAGCAUGCUACUCUUCACAGUGACGUUGUACUCUCCUCAUUCUGCACUGCAAGGCCACUCUUCUUCAUUGUGAGAUGCACAUAACAAUGUUUAGGAUAUUGCAGUGUAGGCUUUUUUAAAGACCAAAGGUAGCUGAAUGGUUUUUUAAAAAUGAGUACAACUCUAGCAUUUUGAAGUUCCAGUUAUAUAAAUGUAUUUGUUUACCAGUAGGUUUGUGAAAUUGGUUCUUUGUAUGGGGGACGGUCCUUUUUCACACAUCUAGGUCUUUUCAGAAGUGGUGGAAAUUGGCAGCUGGGGUACUUUCAGUUUGGAUUGAUAUUCAUCACACCUCAGACAAAAUGCAGAGUAUUAUAUAGUUGCACUUUAUAAAUGGUGGUUAAAUGGAAAUGUUCAAGCCAUUUUAUAGUUGUGAUGCACAAUAUAAUUUAAGUGCUUCUGUCAAAGUAUUCCUCCAGUAAAAUUUGUAUAGUUUGCUGCCCUUGAUGAGCAAAAAGUAUUUAUCUUGGGCUUAUCUGAAUGAUCAGGAUGAGAUUUAAUGCCCAUAUCUUAUCAGUUCAGUUAUCUCCAGGGCCAUUUCACCCUUUAGAGUGAGUCACAUGCAGGGAGUGUGAAUGUCAGAGGUGGUUUAUUAUCCAGUCUGCCUUACCCUUAAUCUGUUCACAGAUAUUUAUUUACUAAUGCUUUUUUUUCUUAAGAGUUAUGGGAUAGGAAAAUGAAGUGUUUGCUCUUCAUUUACUAAAUGAUUGUAAACUUGAGUUUUUCAUCAAAAUAAAAUUCCAUUGUUUUAA